AUGGCGAACGUGCGUGAUAGCGACAUUUCUCUGUGGCUACACAAUAAGCUUGGAACGUCGAACGACUCGUGGAUUAGCGGAUCUAUCAUAUCACAAUUGAAUAAGGAAGUCCUGCGGAACAUCAAGGAGUGUUUUCCGGACCUGCAGACGCAGGUGAAGCUGAAGCUGCUGCUAAGUUUCUUUCAUAUUCCGCGGAGGAUAGUCGACGAGUGGAAAACAGAGCUCGAAGAAGUGAUUGAGGUUGCGGGCCUUGAUUCAGAACUAUGGGUCUCCAUGGUGGCAGAAACCAUCAAAACUCUUCCGACUACCGGAUCGUUAAAUACAGAAAUCUCCGAUUACGAAGAGACGCGACCAAUCUUUACCGAUAUGGUGAACGAACUGCGUCGAUUAGUGGUCAAAAAUGCCGACCUAGGAUUGUUGCCCCUCGAAUGCCAAUAUCUCAACAAAUCAGCGCUUGUCUCAGUUGUAGGUCAGCAGUCGACCCCGGUUAAGCAUUUCACACUGAAGCGGAAACCGAAAAGUGCGAAUUUGCGUGCAGAGUUGCUUCAAAAGUCAUCCGAUGCACAAAGCUGUCUGAAAAAGAUUUCCGCACCGACAGUGCCUUUGAGAUCGCGAGGAAUUCCGCGUAAAAUGACUGACACAACGCCGUUGAAGGGAAUUCCUUCGCGAGUUCCAACUGGUGGUUUUCGUUCGCCUCCCUCGUCUCAAGGACAAAACAGACCAAGUCUUAGUCGAACUCCAGCUGGUCGGAAAGAAGGGGGUGUCAAGCUACUUGAAAUUGGUGAACAACCUCUUGGUUAUGCUGCGGCUAAAAAGCGGAAAAGAGAACAAGAACGUGAGGAACAGCAGAAAAAGGCUGCCGAACAAGCGAGCGCGCAAGCUGUCCAGGAUAUCAAACCAGUUAUCACAACUCCUACAACGCCUACUGCUACGACCACAACUCCAGAUUAUGCAGCAGGACUUACAGCUAGUACAGUUUACAGUCAACCUGCAACACCGAUGCCGACUGCUACAGUUAAAGACAGUGCAGUGAGUAGUGCGGUUCCACAACAAUCUCUUCAGCCUCAGCAACAACCACCUCAGCAGAUUGACAUGAAGCAGGAGAUAAAGCAGGAAAUCAAACAAGAGCAAAUUAUAAGCAGUUCUGUUCAGUCCAUUCCUAUUGUAUCAUCUACUCCAAUGCUGCAAACAAUAGUGCCUCCGGUACCACCGUUAGCGUACACGACUCCCCAAGUGCAAAAGAUUACCAUCAAAACAGAAACAAGUAUGCCUCCUGCCCCGAUUUCUAUCUCCAAUCCUCCAUCCUUGGUUCGGACGGUGACUUUGCCUGCGACAACGCAUAUCAAAACGCAGUCACAGCAACAGCAGCUGCAACUUCCAACUGUUUCAAGCACAGUACAAAUGAUUCAACAACAGAACAUGACCGGUAAUUCGUUAGGAACAAAGUCCCCCAAAAUCGAGAUAAUUUCCUCCAAGACCAUACAACCUGCUACGAUUCAGGCGUCAAUCCCAAAGUCAACUACUAUUAUCAAUCAAGGUGGAAAUAUUCUAUUUACUACCAAGCAGGUUCAGCCUAACACGACGGCAGCAACUGCCGGAGCGACCAUCGUCCAACAGAAGCCGGCUCUUCAGUCGUAUGUUCUGAACACUUCUCCGCCAGGCAAGCAAAUCAACAUCCAAAGAAUAGUAACAAACGCUAAUGCAACUGUCAAUCCUACGCUUACGACCACUAUCUCACGUGCUCAGCAUCAGCAGCAAUUGCUGCAAGCUCAGAAACAGCUUCAAACUCAGCAGCAUCAACAACAGCAGCAGCUGCAACAACAAAUGCAGCAACCCAGCACACCCACUCGAAUUGUUCAAAUCAAAACAGCCCCAACAGUCUCCUUAAACAACAAUCAGCUGUUACAAAACAUUCCCCCACUCAUCUCGACCCAGCAUCCAGGAUCGGGUGCACAGCCUACCAUCCUCAAUAUACAAACUAUUCAGCAGCAACAACAACAACAGCAGCAACAACACCAACAGCAAGUUCAAAUCCAACAGCAACCUACGACGCCGCAGAAGCGUACCAUUACUAUUACUGCGCAAAAUCCGCAAACCAACAACAACAACAUGAUCACUACUUCGGUCGCGCAAAUUUUGCAACAACAGCAAUUCCAACAACAACAACAACAGCAGCAGCAGCAAGCGAUACAAACUACUUCUAUAAUAACUGGAAGCACUCAGCAGCCGAAAUACGCCCAAGUUGUGAUGUCUCCAAAUGUGAAAGGUAAAACCAUCUUCCUUACGAACUCUGCCAACAUCCCGAACGUGUUAAACCAGAAGGGAGUGCUGCUCCGGACCGUGGACCCAUCCGGCAACACUGUUUACCAGCAAAUUCCGCUUCAGAACGUGUCCGGUCUUGGAGGGGCAACGAUCCUCACCAGCGGAGGCCCACCUGGGUUAGUUAAGGCCGAACCAGACACAAAAACACAGCUCAGCCAGAUCCCCGCUCUCGUCCCGACAAGUUCACUGCAUCAGAAUAUCCCAGCCCUAACACCGGUCGUGAUACAGCAGUCCCAACAACAACAACCCCAACAAACGACCACAAUCCCGGCAUUGAUAACCAACAUCGGUCAGCAACAAGCGCAACAGCAACAGCAGCAGCAUCUUAUCCAGCACCAGCAGCAACAAAUAAAAUCAUCCCCUCAGACAAUGACAAUCAUACGACCCGUCGGUGGUGCAACCAACAACAACCUUCAGACUACGGUUCUCCCGCAGGGUCUAACGCUAAUCCAGCGACCCGGGCAGCAGCCGCAGCUAGUGCAAACGAUACAAGGCCAAUCACAGCAACAGCAACCGCAAACAAGGACCAUCAUUACCCAAAUUCCACAACAACAGCAACAACAACAGCAGCAGCAGCAACAGCAACAAAUUCAACAACAACCGCAGCAUACGAUACAGUUUCAAGCCGCGGGAGCGCCUCGGGCAGGUGGUACCACCAUACAGUUGGUGCAACAGCCGCAGCAUGAUCGCACUAUCAACCAACAACAGCAACCGCAGCAAAUCCAAAUCCAGCGGACACAAAUUGGUCAACAACCGCAACAAGGCGGUACGGUUACGAUUCAACAGCAGAACACCGUGGCCGUCGGUCAGCAACAGACGGCGCAGCAGGGUGCCCGGAAAGGACUUUCGUUAUCGAACAAGCAUGUUAUGGAAGCGCACGAUAUGUUCAAACGAGCCAACCGAGUGACCCGGCUGGAGAAGGCAUUGAUUCUCGGUUUUAUGGCAGGCUACCGGGACAAUCCGCGCCCGAAUCCGGAGAAUGUCGUAACCAUCAAGUUGAACGAGAGCAAGGAAAAGGUCCUCCAGGCGGAUGAUACACAGGCGCUAAUGCUGGUCGAAUCGCUCAUCACGCUCGAUUACAAUACGGGCGAAUGGAAAACGUUCCGGAAAUACCGCGAGCUUGAUCCCUCGCAGCAGCAUGAUAUGGGUCCGGGAACGACCGGCGGGACGCAGGCCCCCGGUGGACCAGCAAGCGGGCAGCAGCAGAAUUCAGUGGUUAUUUAAUAUUUAGCAUAGCGUAAAAAGCGUGACAGUAAGCAGUUAGAUGGCUAAGUGGAGCGACGACGUGGCGACGAGUACGAGCGCUUAUGAUGAAUGGAGAAAAUGGACGAGAGUGAUUUCUUGAGUAUUGAAAAUGCGUAUAUAGUUUUCACGAUUUUCUAUUAAGAAUAAUCCUCUGUUGUUUUCUUGCUAUAUAGAUAUAUCGAUGGCAUAUAGACGAAUUAUGUGCAAAAAAAAACAUUCAUCUCAUGAAAUAAAACCUAUCCUGUCAAGGACAUCUAGUACUAUGCUUAUAGAGUAAACGAAUCGCAGCAACAAGCAGUGCAAAAAUGUAUUAAGCACUGGAAAUGCAAACAAUAAUCAGACAGUCUCUAAAAAGUGAGAUGCUUUUUGUAGUACCUAGUACAUAUUCGGAACAGACUUCCGGCAGUGGAUCAUCGUGUUGAAAAUGUUACGUUUCGUUUUCCGAACUGCAGCUGCUGGGCAUGCUAGGAUAUUGUCCGCAAGCCUCGAAACAAAGCUUCUAAGAAUCUAGAGACAGCAGAAUGGCAACAUGCGCGUACACGUAUAGAUAUAGAACAGUGGCGACACAAUAGUUUUUACGGUAGUGAAAUAUUGCGUAAUUGUGUAAUUACUAUUAUUCUAAACAAAUAUUCGGAGAAAGUAAUAUUAACUAUUGAAAUAUUAUUUUAUCACACAUAGGCUGAAAUACCGUAAUUAUUGUGUAUAUUCCAAUAUGUAGCAGCAUAUACAGAGCUA
Molecule: messenger RNA, 4302 nt
Organism: Sabethes cyaneus
Lineage: Eukaryota; Metazoa; Arthropoda; Insecta; Diptera; Culicidae
Gene: Nelf-A
Product: negative elongation factor A
Exons: 5
Coding region: 1-3546 (1181 amino acids)
Biological process (GO): negative regulation of transcription elongation by RNA polymerase II
Cellular component (GO): NELF complex
Source: RefSeq, a predicted model, not a curated record